Closterium sp. Naga37s-1 is the source of this 3666-nucleotide messenger RNA. The record is from the annotation of a GenBank genome assembly. NCBI's taxonomy places the organism in Eukaryota, Viridiplantae, Streptophyta, Zygnematophyceae, Desmidiales, Closteriaceae.
AUGGACAUGGAUCCGUCGCAGCAGCACGUGAGAGAGUCCCAGCCGGGGGAAGGUCGCAGUGGCGCAGACUCCGAUCUCCGCGCGCGCCCCAUGCGCCCUCCGGCUCUGCCCCCCGCCAGCCGUGGUGGAGCGGAAGGCGGGUUGGUGCGAGAGCGCGUGAGACUGAUGGGCGCGGUGCUGCGGGCUGCGCCUGGCGCGCACGCGGCGGGCGGUGGGGCGGAAGGCGGAAGCGUAGGCGCGGGAGCAGUGAGAUUCGCGGAUGGGGUGGGCGAGGGGAACGGGCAAACGCAAUGGCUACCGGCGGGUGGGGACGAGGGACUGGGGGACGGGGGGGAGGACAACGAGGCGCGUAGGAAGCGCGCGCGGACGGAGCGGCAAGGCGGAGAGGGCGUUGCAGGCGCGAUGGGUGAGAUGGGGUUCGGCGGGGCAUGGAACGGGGAGCAGGAGAGGCGUGGAAUUGCGGGGUUGGGGGGGUUGCAAUAUGAGGGGCAAGGGGCUGGGCAAGGAUGGCCGGGGGAGGGUGAGCGGAAGCUGGCGCAGGAUCAGGCGCGCGUGCAGAGACAGGGGGAACAUGGGGAACAGGGGGAACAUGGGGAGCCAGGGGAGGAGGAAGAAGGGGAGGAGCAGGCACAGGAGCAAGAGCAGGCGCAGGAGCAGGAGAGGGAGCAGGAGGGGGAGCAGGAAGGGGAGGAGGCAGGGGGGGAGCAUGAGGGGGAGGGCGCGAGCAUUCGGCAGCGGUUGCUGCAGCAGCACAGGCAGAUGCUGGCAGCGGCGCAGCACUCGCUGCUGAUGCGCGGAGGCGGGGAGGGCGCGGAGGGCGCGCAUGGCGGAGUGGACCUUCUGCAGCAGCAGCGCCAGCUACAGCGCCAGUACUUGCGCCUGCUGCAGCGGGACAUGCGCGCGCAGCUUAAUAGGGGGACGCCCGGGGGAGGCAGGGGGCGGGGCGGAGCGCUGGGGGCGGACGGGCGCGCGGGUGUGGCGGGCGCAGGGGGUGGCGGGGGACAGGAGAGGAUGUGGGCGGUAGCUGGGGCCGCGGCUGGGUGGCGGGGGCAACAGGGGCAGGUGGGGCAGCAGGCAGCGGAUACAGCUGGCAGGAUAAUAUCGUCUCCAGUUGUAGUAGCAGGAGCACCGACGGCAGCAGUGCCAGCAGCAGCGGUAGCACCGCCAGCAGCGCCAGUGCGGGCAGUUUCCCCCACAGGCGGCGUGAGAGGCGAGGCGGCGCAGCGGGUGGCGGUAGGGGGGUGGCGGCGGGACGUGCUGGGGGACGGGGUUGCGCGCGCGGAUGCAAGGCGGGCUGGCAGCGAUGUGGACGAAGGGGCUGGUGAGGAGGCAGGGGCGGAGGCGGAGGGGGCGGCGGAGGGUGAGGGGGAAGGGGAAGCGGGGUGGGAGCAAGGAGAGGGGCGGGAUGACGGGGGAGAGGGCAUGGGCGCGGAGGUGUGGAACGAGCCAGUUGCUGCGGGGUGGGGGCAAAUGAUAGGUGAGAACCGGGCAGCAGUGAUGGGUGCCGCAAGGCCACUGGUGGGUGAGCCUGCGCGGGUGGCGGAGGGGUGGUUCCACCCGGUUGUGCAGGCGGAAAUCUGGCGCAGGGCGCAGCAAGGGGGUGCGGCUGCUGGCGCUGCUGCAGGUGGUAAUGUUGGUGUGGCUGGUGCUGCGGGCGGUGGUGAUGGUUAUGGUGGUGGUAAUGGUGGUUUUGAGGAGGAGGCAGGAGAAACGGGCUGGGGGGAGCGCGAGGGAGCAAGGGUGGCGCAUGGGGUGCAUUGGGGGGCACAUGGGGCGCAUGGGGCGCAUGGGGCGCAUGGGGCGCAUGGGGCGCAUGGGGCGUAUCCCGCGCCUGCUGUACCCUCAGAGCGUGUGCUUGUGACGGGGCCGUUCCUCUUUUCGACGCAGCAACUUGGGGGGCGCGCGGAGGAGGGGCUGCGCAGCAACUCCAACGUCUGCGCGCCCUCCCGCGCGGGGGGUAUGGGCGCAGGCGUGGGAGAGCGUACGGGGAGCUCGCUGGACGAGACUGAGGAGUCGGAGGGGAGUGGCGGAGGCGCGGGGGAAGGGGGAGGCGGAGGGGGAGGGGGGAGGGGGAAGGGCGCGGGAGACGGAGAGGGAGGAGAUGGGGAGGGGAAAGGGGGGAGGGAGGGGCAGGGCGGGGCAGGGGAGUCGUUUGGCGGUGGCAGUGGCGCAGGUGGCGCUGGUGGUGGCAGAAGGGUGGCUGGCGCUGCUGUUGCAGAUGGUGAUGGGGGUACUGGUCGUGGCGGAGGGGUAACAGCGACAGGCGGGGCAGCAGGGGCAACAGCAGCAAGGCCGCAGGCGCCAUCGGCAGGCCCCAGGCAGCAGCAGCAGCAGCAGCAGCAGCAGCAAUGGCUGCAGCCGCCGCAACAGCAGCAGCAACGCCACGAGCCUCUGCCACCACCACCACCCCCACAGCAGCAGCAGCAGCAGCAGCAGCAGCAGCUGAGGCAAACGCAUAGGAUGGCAGAGAGAGGAGCAGCAGGCGGGGCAGCAGCAGCAGUGGCAGCAGCACCAGCUGUUUCUGCUGGUGCGCCUGGGAGAGGCAGAGACGGCCCAGCCACUCUACCCACCACCGCCCCCUCCUCCGCGCAUCAACCACCCUUCCUCCGCCACCCUCCUCCCCACCUCCCCCACACACCAUCCGCGCCCGCCGCCCUUCAACCCCCACCCCUUCCCCCCGUCCGCGCUGCAACAAACCCCUCCCCUCCGCCCCCUCACCUCUCCUCACCAACCGCCAUGCCACCUCCCAGGCUGGACCCACCAGCAGCCGCGCCUCAACCCAGGGUUGACCCUGCCACACUGACCCCUCAGCCUUUACUGUCGCUGCGGCACUGGUUGAACCGGGCGGGCAGGGAGGUGGAUAGGUUGGAGAACCUGUUUCUGUUCGCGCAGGUGGUGGACAUGGUCGCUGCCGCCCACACGCAGGGCCACGUGGUUCGCCACGUGCGGCCGGCGUGCUUUGUCCUGUCCGCGCAUCGAAGGGUGGUGUUUCACCCACCGUUUCUGCGGGCGCGAGCCGGGGAGGCGGGGGAGGGGGAGGCGGGGGAAGAGGAGUUGGGGGAUGGGGGUGGUGUAGGGCAGGUGCUGCUGCAACAGCAGCAGCAGCAACAACAGGAGGAGGAGCAGCAACAGCGGCAGCAGCAGCAGGGGUGGCGGCAGCAAGAGGAAGGGGGCGGAGGCGGAGGGGCAGCAGAGGGGGCAGCGACGUGGAGGGAGCAGCAGGCGGAGGCAUGGCAGCGGGCAAUGCUGCAGGAGCAAGGGGAGGAGGGUAUGAUAGCGCAGGGGCAGGGGCAGGGGCAUCUGGCGCAGGGGCAAGUGGGAGGGAGGGCACAGCGAGCAUCAGCAGGGCGGGGUAUUGCAGGGCAGCAGCGAUUAAUCCCCGGUGCUGGAGGGGCAGAGGCAGCUGAACCAGGGGGAGUGGACAUGCAGUGGGGAGGCGGAGGAGGAGGCGGAGGGGGAGAGUGGGGGAGGGCGGAGGAGGAGGAGGCGCGGUGGUACACGUCUCCGGAGGAGGCAAGGGGCGACCGUGUGGGGGCUGCUCUCCUUCGGAGGAGUGGUUCAUCUCUUAGGCGACCGUGUCAUCAAACCCUUUUGGUGGCCGUACACCUCCAAGACCGCGGUCUAAGAGCGUGCCACCAUUUUUCAUUCCAUGGUUCAAAUCAUUGA